UCAAGCCAUGGAUGCUUUCACCAUAAUUUAUGUCCUUACUUCUUUCCUAAUUCUCUUCACUUGUUGGUCCCUCAUAACUUCUAAGAAUUCGAAAAAGCUACCACCUGGGCCACCCAAGCUUCCCAUUAUCGGAAACAUACACCAACUCGAAAAACAAACACCACACCGAAGGCUUAGAGACUUGGCCCGUAAAUAUGGUCCCAUCAUGCAUUUACAACUUGGGCAAGUGUCAACCGUCGUCAUAUCUACACCCCAACUAGCCCAUGAGAUCUUGAAGAUCCAAGAUCUUAGCUUUUUAGACAGACCCACAGCUACAACCUCUCAAAUAUUUUAUUAUAACGCCACAAACAUUGCAUUUUCUAGUUAUGGGAAUUACUGGAGACAGAUAAAGAAGAUCGCUACUUUAGAACUCCUCAGUGUCAAAAAGGUUCGAUCGUUUUUCCAUAUUCGAGAGGAGGAGCUUAAUCAUGCCUUUAAGUUUCUUGACUCGUCUUCUGAAACAACAAUCAAUUUUAGGGAUCUAACCAUUAAGACGGUUAGUAACAUUGUUAGCAGGGCUGCCUUAGGAGAUGUAAGCAAAGAACGAGAGUAUCUAGUUGAUUGUGCAUAUGCCCAAUUGAGAACAUUCAAUGCUUUUCAUUUGUUCAACUAUUACCCUAGUCUGAGUUUUUUCAAUGUCAUUUCUGGGAAAAAAGCUAAGUGGAUGAAGAUGCACAUGGAGGUAGAUGUAAUCUUGGAAGAUAUCUUGAAGGAGCAUAGAAGCAGACCACGUAGCAUCCAUGAUCAUGAAGAUCUGCUUGAUGUUCUAUUAAGGGUGAAAGACUCUGGUGAUCUCGAUUUUCCCAUCACCGAUGACAAUAUUAAAUCAAUCGUUCUUGAAAUGUUGACGGCUGGGACAAGUUCUUCUUCAAUGACAAUUGAAUGGGCAUUUAGUGAAAUGAUGAGGAACCCGAAGAUAAUGAAGAAAGCGCAAUCGGAGGUGAGAUCAAUAGUGAAGGGAAAUACAAUCACAGAGGCUAAUAUACAAAGUAUGCAUUACAUGAAGUUGGUAGUAAAGGAAACAAUGAGGUUACACGGUGUGCCUAUUUUGCUUCCUAGAUUGAACCCCGUCGAUUGUGUUGUCAAUGGAUAUGAUAUUCCAGCAAAGACAAGGGUACUUAUAAAUUCAUGGGCAUGUGCAACAGAUCCUGGUAGUUGGGAAAAUCCUGACAGCUUCAUACCAGAGAGAUUUGAAAAUAGCUCGAUCAGUUAUGCUGGUUUCGACUUCGAGUUCCUUCCGUUCGGAGCUGGCAGGAGAAUGUGCCCUGGUAUGAACUUUGGGCUAGGUACAGUUGAAUAUGUUAUUGCUAACUUAUUGUAUCAUUAUGAUUGGAAACUUCCAAAUGGAGUAAAACCCCAAGAUGUGGAUAUGAGAGAAAUUACUGGAAUAUCUACACUACCGAUAAAUCCCUUACAAAUUGUUCCUAUCUCCAUUUCAGAAAGAAACUAGGAGGAAACCAUGUGUAUCGUGGUUAUAAUAAUGUUUCUUAGUCAUCCUUGUAUCAUCGUUAUGUUUCUUGCAUGAUUUGUUAUUGUGUGUAUCUUAAUAUUGUACGUUUUUACUUAUAUCAUAAUAAGUCCAAAAUAAAAGGAUGACAAGCUUAAUCUAGAAUGUUAAGUCUUUUGUAUGAAACAAUAAUAUUGUAUGUUAUGGUAUUAUAAUGAAGUGUUUACUUUCCUGUGUAAA
This is a messenger RNA of Helianthus annuus (common sunflower), 1726 nucleotides long. RefSeq names its product germacrene A acid 8-beta-hydroxylase-like. The coding region runs from base 8 to 1489 and encodes 493 amino acids. Gene Ontology annotation, molecular function: heme binding; oxidoreductase activity, acting on paired donors, with incorporation or reduction of molecular oxygen; iron ion binding. The record is from RefSeq and is a predicted model, not a curated record. Lineage: Eukaryota; Viridiplantae; Streptophyta; Magnoliopsida; Asterales; Asteraceae. The transcript has 2 exons.